GCGCGGCUCCGACCCAGCGCGGCCGCCCCCUCGCCCCGCGGCCCAUUGUGAGGUCAGGGUCGGCGGGCGCGUCGGGGGCCUGGGCGAGACGCCGGGAGCGGCCGCUGCGGCCAGUAGCUGCCGCGCCACCGCCGGCCCCUUCAUCGGCCGCCCGGUUCAGACCUAACCGGCACGGGUGAGAGGGAUGCAGCUAGGGGCCCAGCUCCGGUGCCGCACCCCGUAAAGGGCUGACCUUCCACCUCGCCACCUCACUCUCGGGAAGCCAAGACCAAACCAGCUCAGACCUCUUCUGGUGCUUGUAAAACUGAACACAGCAAAAGUAUGGAUAUGGGAAAUCAACACCCCUCUAUUACCAGGCUUCAGGAGAUCCAAAAGGAAGUCAGAAGCAUAGAACAGCAAGUAAUCAGCUUCAGUGGUCUGUCAGAUGACAAGAAUUACAAGAAACUGGAGAGGAUUCUAACAAAACAACUUUUUGAAAUAGACUCUGUGGAUACUGAAGGAAAAGGAGAUAUUCAGCAAGCGAGGAAGAGGGCGGCCCAAGAGACGGAGCGUCUUCUCAAGGAGUUAGAGCAGAAUGCCAACCACCCGCACCGCAUCGAAAUACAGAACAUCUUCCAAGAAGCCCAGUCCCUGGUGAAAGAGAAGAUUGUGCCCUUUUACAGUGGGGGCAACUGCGUGACCGAGGAGUUCGAGGAAGGCAUCCAGGAUAUCAUUCUGAGGCUGACGCACGUCAAAACCGGGGGCAAGGUCUCCCUGCGCAAAGCAAGGUAUCACACGUUAACCAAAAUCUGCGCGGUGCAGGAGAUCAUCGAAGACUGCACGAGGAAGCAGCCCUCCCUGCCGCUCUCCGAGGACGCGCACCCUUCCGUUGCCAAAAUUAACUCUGUGAUGUGUGAGGUGAACAAGGCCCGGGGCACUCUGAUUGCGCUUCUGAUGGGAGUGAGCAGUAACGAGACGUGCAGGCACCUGUCCUGCGUGCUCUCGGGGCUGCUCGCGGACCUGGACGCCCUGGACGUGUGCGGGCGGACGGAGAUCCGGAACUACCGCCGCGAGGUCGUGGAAGACAUCAACCAGUUACUGAAAUACUUGGAUCUGGAAGAGGAAGCGGACACCACGUACGCAUUUGACCUGGGACAGAACCAUUCCAUCCUGAAGAUCGAAAAGGCCCUCAAGAGAAUGAGAGAAAUAAAGAACGAGUUCCUUCAAGCACAGAGCCCUCCCGAACUGUACCUGAGCUCCAAAACGGAACUGCAGGGCCUCAUCGGACAGCUGGACGAGGUGAGCCUGGAGAAGAACCCUUGCAUCCGGGAGGCGCGGAGAAGGGCGGUCAUCGAGGUGCAGACCCUCAUCACCCACAUCGACCUGAAGGAGGCCCUGGAGAAGAGGGCGUCGCUGGCGUCUGAGGCUGAGGAGCACCCGCCCCACAGAGCGGUCUGGAGCAUCCUGGGGAACCUGGCCGAGAUCCAGGGAGAGGUCCUUUCAUUCGACGGCAACCGAGCCGACAAGAACUAUAUCCGGCUGGAAGAGCUGCUCACCAAGCAGCUGCUAGCGCUGGACGCCGUGGACCCGCAGGGAGAAGAGAAGUGCAAAGCGGCCAGGAAGCAGGCGGUGAAGCUGGCCCAGAACAUCCUCAGCUACCUCGACCUGAAGUCCGACGAAUGGGAGUACUGAACCGCAGGGCUCGCGGCCCGCUCCGCGCUUUCUCUCUGCUUCCGUGUGUUCAGAGGGAGCUUUCGGCUCAGGGAGCCGAAAUGGGAUUGACGCGUGCGUAUUUCAAUCUCACUAUUUGUGAUUUAAGCAAAUUCUAUUCGGUAUCUCUGAUGCUUUUGGUGUUGCAAAACAAAUAUCAUUACAGCACAUUAACUUUUCCAUUUGGAUCGUCAUCUGUAUGUUGUGGUGUGGUUUUCUGGGGGCGUUUAAAUCAGAAAGUGGACCGGGCAGCUCUUGUGAUCCGUGAGUGGGCUGUGCAGGACCCCACACAGAGGCGUGGCCUCGUCUGGUACUAGAACAAUUAUGAGAAGGGGGGAGAUUUUUGGUUAAGUAGAAGUAACAGCAGUACAGUGGAUGUUUUAUUAUGCUAAAUAAGGCAGGAGGGGCUUUUUUUUUCCCCCUUUAUUUCUGAGGCCUGAUUGGUCCAACCCAAGUUAAUAGGGUGGGGGGUUUUCAUUUCUUUUCGGGUUUUCUGGUUUCUCAUAAACAUUUUUUGUUUGAAAAACGGCGUCUGUAUUUUCCCCAUACUCCGCCUUUAGAGGGGAAAAUCUUAUUUUUAUGUGCAAUAUAAGACAAUUAUGAAAACUAGUAGCAAAAAAAGCCUUUGAGACUGCAUCGGAGAAGGGAUCAAGCACCAAAUUCCCUUCAAGUUCUCCUUGUUCGUACAAUCUGAAUUCACAGUUUUCUGUAGUAGUAAGGAUGGGAACAUUUAAGUCAAGGUAGGAGACCUUUGAAAAGGAAGAAAGAAAAAAAAGGAAACACCCUUACCUGUAGCGGGGUUAUGACAACCGGAGAUGGGUGACCAGCGUCCGGCUGCUAACACUAAGCGAGCACGUCUGAACGUGCCGCCUCUGGUGUUCGAGGCCGGGUGAGGGACAGACUCCUUGAACCCCUCCCCCUCCCCCCCCAUGCUGUUAUACAGCGUCUGAGAGCAGAACCCGCCGGGAGCUCCACGGGACCAGACGUUUCCGGCCUGUCCAGGGAAGCCCGCUGCCCCCAGCGUCCUCCGACCCCGCGCUCUGGGACGCGGCUCCGGACAGAGCACCUGCCGUGCUGCUCAGCUUGAGUCACGGGCGCACGGGGGUCUGUCUCGGGCCUGGGGGAGCCGGUCAGGUCCGUCCGCGCGGGCAGCAGCUUUCCUCCUGCCGAAGGGCGUGCGUGUUUCUGUAAAUGCUGAGGAUCCGGUCUCAGGGCUGCCGGUCUGUGGGAACACAAGGGUUUCCCCGAGUUCUGAGGGGCCUGGACACCGUGUGGCCCCCGCGCUGUAACAAACAGACGACUCUUUUUUGUUCUCGCUUUUCACAGAAGAAUCCUGUUAGCGCAUCUUUUGGACCCUACAGUGGUCUGUGAUUUUCUUUCAGAGAUACUAAUUUGCUAACUGUGUAAGCAGCUAAAAAUAAGAGAUAAGGGAGUAGCCCUAAAUACCUAAAGAUGAUAAAAGUGUGGCCCUAAAACAGAUUUUCACUUUGUCCAAUAAUGAAAAGCCCUUGAUGUGUCUUUCCUGCUAGAAGUGUUCCAGAUGCAGUGGACAGUGGGGUCACGGCACGUGCGCAGGGGCUUCCGGGGCUGUGGCCUCGAGCCCCCCCCUCCCCCCCCCGCACACCCAGCCCCUGGCAACUGCGGUUCCCGGUGCGGGUCACUGGUGGUAGUUCAUUAAAGUCCUUUUAGGAUUGCUAUUGUGCACCCUAAUUUUAGGGUGCGCUUAAAAUCUCGGAGUUUUUAAAUCCGGGGCCGUCUCAGUCACCCCCCUGGGAGAUCGAGGGCGGCGCUCCGUCCCUUCAGGCAUAUCCCGUGCCAGGCUCUCCUUCAUUUUCAAUGUCAGAUUUGGAAGUUCGGCGUCAGCAUUUCCUUUGGAAGUAUCCAUUGUUGUUUGGAAGGGGACCUCCCGGUGCUGUUCUUUUCAAACGAGGUUUGCCGUGGCCUUGGCGCCGGCCGGCCGCUGAGCCGGGGGCACUGCCCUGAGAGGCGGCGGCGGCUGGCGCGGAGCCUUGCGGAUGUGUCACGAGGGCCAUGGUGGGCACCGGGGCGACCGGGUCGGCCUCGAGUGAGUGUUCAGGCGCGACGUUCCCGUCUCCCAGCCCGUCCGCUUCCCACGGGGCACCCUGGUGACACGGGGUCCAGCUCUUCUGUCCUCGCUGGAGGUGUGUUAACGGGCCUGCCGCAUGUCACCGUAAACUGGGCUCCUCACCCUGUAUUGUAUUUUCAUGACCUUCACGAAGAGAACCUGUACUGGAAGUAAAUCCUGCCCUUUAAGAAUGUUUGGCCUCGGGUCUGCAUUAAACGGUCUAAUCCAUGUUCAUGCAAAAACUGGCUGGGAAUGUUUGCUUUCUUUACCUCCCGUGCAGGCCGCUUUGCUUUCGGGUGGCCUUUUCCCCGAUUAGAUUAAAGCCAACCGACCUGUAAUGAAGUCGUUGUGAAAAUAAACGCAGUGAGUCUACGCAGGACAGUGGGGUGCUCGCUUCUGCAGCGGCUCGGUGUGCAGCGCUUCGGACGCGAGUCCGCGUGGCCGAGGCCCUCGGCCGCUUUUUCGCAUUUGUUUGACUUCGCCAGCUUUCAUCUGGUUUCUGAAGGUCUAAGCUCAUCCUGUACAUACAGGUUAUUUUUAAGCAAAGCUUUUCAGCUUUUAAGUGUCUAGUAUUUUUCUAAGAAUAAUUGGCGAACUAUUUGCCAUUGGUUUUGAUGUACGAUACAGAUGUGUUCCUCCAGCAUGUGGGCCCCCGUCCCUCUGUUCUCAUUGUAUGACUAUUGUAACCGUACGUCUGAAAUAAUGCAGUAUUUUGAGAUAUUAGUAUACCCUUAAUUAUUAAUGAAAUAAAAAUCUCUUAGCUUAUCUUUGCGGUGGAGAAAGGA
Hyaena hyaena (striped hyena) is the source of this 4560-nucleotide messenger RNA. RefSeq names its product BAG cochaperone 5 (gene BAG5). NCBI's taxonomy places the organism in Eukaryota, Metazoa, Chordata, Mammalia, Carnivora, Hyaenidae. The transcript is spliced from 2 exons. The record is from RefSeq and is a predicted model, not a curated record. The coding region runs from base 322 to 1671 and encodes 449 amino acids. Gene Ontology annotation, molecular function: adenyl-nucleotide exchange factor activity; protein-folding chaperone binding. Gene Ontology annotation, cellular component: membrane; cytoplasm; nucleus. Gene Ontology annotation, biological process: regulation of inclusion body assembly; protein stabilization; negative regulation of protein ubiquitination.